GGAGGGGCGGAGGCGGGCACGGGGGCGGGAGCGGCCUGAGUCAGGCUGAGGGGCGGAACCCGGACCCUGGCCGCCACUCCUGUCCCAGCCACAGUCAGCCGCAGUCGCAACCCGACCUCGCUCCUAAACUUGGCAAAAAUGCCUACAGAGACUGAGAAAUGCAUCGAAUCCCUGAUUGCUGUUUUCCAAAAGUACAGCGGGAGGGAUGGAAACAGCUCUAAACUCUCCAAAACUGAAUUCCUUUCCUUCAUGCACACGGAGCUGGCCGCCUUCUCGAAGAACCAGAAGGACCCCGGUGUCCUUGACCGCAUGAUGAAGAAGCUGGACCUCGACAGUGAUGGGCAGCUAGAUUUCCAAGAGUUUCUCAACCUUAUUGGUGGCUUAGCUAUAGCGUGCCAUGACUCCUUCCUCCAAGCUUCCAUGAAGCGUAUCUAGUAUCUAAUCCUCUCUGCUCCCUUCCAGCCACCAAGUCAUCACCUCUUCCCCCCACCCCCACUCCAUCCAUACCUGUACUGAGCCCGGCACACCUAUCACAACAUGCAGCCCAUGCCUACUAUAAAAAAAUAAAACAAUGCCAUUUUUUUAAAAUGUA
Messenger RNA from Mastomys coucha (southern multimammate mouse), 592 nucleotides. RefSeq names its product S100 calcium binding protein A11 (gene S100a11). The coding region runs from base 139 to 435 and encodes 98 amino acids. Lineage: Eukaryota; Metazoa; Chordata; Mammalia; Rodentia; Muridae. The record is from RefSeq and is a predicted model, not a curated record. Gene Ontology annotation, cellular component: cytoplasm. The transcript has 3 exons. Gene Ontology annotation, biological process: regulation of cell population proliferation. Gene Ontology annotation, molecular function: calcium ion binding; calcium-dependent protein binding.